UUCAUUACUCGCGAUAUGUCAAACAUUAAAUUCACAUCGCAUUCGGUCUCAGUUAACAAUGUUUUUAAAAAAAUAUGUGAAAAAUCGUAGAAAAUUAAAAAUUCUUUUACUUGUUACCGUUAUUGCACUCAUUGUUGCCACAAUUGUUUUAUUCAAUUCCAAUAAUGACCAUGAUAAAAUAAUCGAUGUUGGCUUCAUCGAUGUAUUCGAUACAAAAUCCGAGCUACACGAAGAGCAUCCUGUUAUUGUUCCAGAAAAAUACAAUGAACACAAAGUGAAAACACGUCUUAUCAAGGACAAAAUCAAAUAUCUCACACAAAAUCGAGAGCGCGACAGUGAUACGGAUAAUGAAGAGUUUACAAAACUCGAUACUGUUACGACAAAUGUACACAUUUUUUAUACAGCCCCGGUGGCAUGGUAUAAAAAAGGUAAACCACACAAAUUGGUCAAGGAGACUAUUGAUGAAAAUGAUACGGUUGUGAUUCCACAAAAAACACCUAAAGUCCUUAAUACAGCCUUUUAUCCGGCAUUGGGAUUGUAUAAGCCCACAACGGGAGUGCUGCGUAAGCAAUUUGAAAAUAUCAAAAACGCUGGUAUUGGAGUUCUCAUCCUAACAUUGAAUCCGAAAUUAAGUGAAGAUUUGAUUCAGUUGAUAUUAAAUACAGCGCCAAGUUUUAAUUUAACGGUGACUUUUGAAAUUGGUUUGGCAAACAAUCAGAGUUUGGAGUUUUUGAGAAGUCAACUAGAAACGAUUCGAAAGUAUUCGACUUGCGAAGCCUUUUACAGGGUUCUUUCAAUAACAAAGAAUUCUUAUGUGCCUUUGAUAUACGUUAGUAAUGCGUACAAAUUGAAAGAGGUUGAGAAGGUGUUUUGUAGUAGUCAUAUGGAAAAUGCUCGUGAUGUGUUGGAUGCGUUAUUUAUAGGCCAUAUAAGAUUGAAGAAUCAUGCCGAGACAAUGCGUCGUCUUUGUUUUGAUGGAUUCUACAGCAAAGUACCUAGUAAUGGUGCAACAUUUGCUAGUACUUGGAAAAAUUGGUCAUAUCUGAAAUCAUUUGCAGUGACGUACAAAAUGUUAUUUAUCCCAACUGUUGGGCCUGGUUUUGCUGAACGUAACAAAUUUCCACGUCACGGAGAUAUUCAAAGGCAUCGCAGUAAUGGCAGGUACUAUGGAGUAGCUUGGCGAACGGCAAUUAUCAAUCACAUUGGUUUUAUCAACAUAGCCAGCUACAAUAAUUGGCAAGAUGGUAGUCAAAUUGAAGAAGUUCUACCAAGAAGUGGUUUUCUCGAUUAUAAUCCAGGCACACCGAGAAAAUAUUUAGAACUUACUGCUCAUUGGGUUGGAAAUUUUUUGAAAUCUAAAAAACAAUCACAAUCAAAUUGUUAUGAAUUACUAAACAAUACAAUUUGUUAAAAAUAACAUGAAAAAAAAAUAUUAACAAAAAUACAAAUUUCAUCAAUUAUAUAGAAACAAAUAUUCCAGUAGAAAAUGAUUCUAUCCAAUAUUUCAAAUUUUAAAGACUUCUUUUUUCUAAAAAAAAAUU
Molecule: messenger RNA, 1541 nt
Organism: Episyrphus balteatus (marmalade hoverfly)
Lineage: Eukaryota; Metazoa; Arthropoda; Insecta; Diptera; Syrphidae
Product: glycoprotein endo-alpha-1,2-mannosidase
Exons: 3
Coding region: 59-1411 (450 amino acids)
Cellular component (GO): Golgi apparatus
Molecular function (GO): alpha-mannosidase activity
Source: RefSeq, a predicted model, not a curated record